Molecule: messenger RNA, 11054 nt
Organism: Stylophora pistillata
Lineage: Eukaryota; Metazoa; Cnidaria; Anthozoa; Scleractinia; Pocilloporidae
Cellular component (GO): membrane
Molecular function (GO): protein binding
Source: RefSeq, a predicted model, not a curated record
UUCCAUUCCAUUCAAAUUUGUGGAAGCACUGAAUGAAGUUAAUGUAGGGACAGAUUGUCUCGACUUAUUACACCGAGGCUUCAACUCAACCGGGGUUUAUGACAUUGACCCUGACGGCAAAGGUGCUUUCCAAGUACUUUGCGACCAAGAAACAAACGGUGGUGGAUGGAUUGUUUUUCAAAAGCGAUUCAAUGGAACUGUUGACUUUGAAAGAAAUUGGGUUGAAUAUAGGGAGGGCUUUGGAAAUUUUUUCACUGAAUUCUGGCUUGGAAACGAAAAGCUGCACCGUCUCACAAGCUCCAUGAAUCAUCAGCUCCUUGUGGAAGUAGAAGCCUUUUCUGGAGAGAAAGCACAUGCGAGCUACGAAACAUUCACCGUUGAUUCCGAGAGUGACAAAUACAGACUUUUCGUGGAUGGAUAUUUUGGUACAACUGGAGGAACAGACUCACUUGGUCCGAGACACAGCAACAAAAUGUUCACCACCUCCGAUAGUGAUAAUGACAGAAAAGAUACAGAAAACUGUGCCGUGCUUUGGCAAGGGGGAUGGUGGUUUGACGAUUGCUUAUUUGCAUUUCUUAAUGGCCCGUACAAUCCUACCGAAAGAAAUUGGGGUAUACUAUGGGAAAAGUGGAAAUCGGAACAGCUGAAACAAGCAGCAAUGAAAACACGUGCAAAUAGAGAGCGACCCGUGGACUAUUAUCUUAGUUUCCCUGGUUCUUACCCUCAAGAUUUUUCAUCAGUUUCGAUCGUGUUGGAAUUUAAAGAAUUGACUGUCUCAUGGUGGAUCAGAGGACCGCCAACUCAAAAUUGGUCAGCAGUGUUUUCAAUAGCACAUUCUCAAGAAGAUAGAAAAGUGGCAUUCCUAUACCAGGAGGAUCGACAGUGUAAAGUCAUUACGGAAGGCGACGAACGGGAAUUUACUACUAGUCACGCGUUUGUUGAUUCUAAGUGGCAUCUCGUGGUAUUCGUGUGGGAGGUUACAACAGGCCAGUUCCGUCUGCAUGUCGAUGACAAAGUUGAAUAUAACGGGCAAACGUUUCAAAUUUCGUCAACAUUCUCUGGCGGUCAUCUCAUCCUUGGACAAUCGCAAAAUAGUUAUGGUUCCAUACUGGAAGGCAGAGCUAUGAGAGCCGAUAUCAUGCAUUUCAACAUGUGGGAACGUAUGUUUACAGAAGCAGAGGCGUUGGAGCUAUAUCUAGAUUGCAACGUAAGAUUGGGAAAUCUUGUUCAAUGGCCAGAGAUAAACAUAGCCUUUCGUGGUAAUGUUACAAGGACUCCAUUUGUCAGGUGUCUUCCUAAAGCUAAUUAUGACUGGCCACUCGCGAGUGUUAACAACGCCAAAAGACUUGAGGAUCAGAUCACAUCUAAGACUUCGAUCAUCAAUGUAGCUGAUAAUUAUAGGCACACAUACCUCGGUGUCCUCACUCGAACAGGAAAUGUGGGGGUCUACCUGGCUUCUUAUCCAGGAGAGUGUUUGGGUUACCUUAACAAUUGUUCCAAUGGUCUUUCUGUCAGUUUUUGGAUGAAUUACAACGCACUCUUCGUUUCCUACAUUCUGGGGCUGAGGAACGAAUAUUACGAUGUUUUGAGGAUGUGGGUUGGACUUCCGAUGACUCAAACUGCCCGCUGGGAGCCUUGCUAUAGAGCUAUCCAUGACGGUUUUGGCGCACAGACGUUUCACGAAAAUUGUCCGAAUCAUGCAGUGACAGUGACUUUAGUUAAAGUUGGAAAGUACGUUUUCGGUGGUUUUGCAGACCAGAGAUGGGGUGGGACAGGAGGAAACUCGCAAUACCUUUGGAGUGGACGUGCCUUUUUGUUCAGUCUUGUCAAUCCUGCUGGCUUACAACCUGUUAAACUUGAUAUUAAACCUGAUAAGUUUGACAAAGCUCUGCUACAAGAUCCACAGGCAGGACCAGUAUUUGGAGAGAACGACGUUUUCAUUGGUAACAAUGCAGACCAGUCAGCGGUAUCUUUCAGUGAUCUUGGGCAUGCGUACGAGCUUCCCAGUGUCUCAUAUCAAGCCGGUACAAUCAGUGCUAGACGGUUUUUAGCAGGAAGCUACAAGUUUAUCCCAGAUGACAUAGAGGUGUUUUUCUACAAUAUUAACGCUAAGAAGCUCUCCAGUUCUACAUUUACCGCGAACAACACUUAUGAAAACCUUACUUAUGCCCCAUUUCGGGCUCGUCCUUCGAGCCCUAACCCAUGGUGUGCCAACGCCAACUCAGGUGGGCAGUAUCUACAAAUUGACUUGAUGACGCAACAAAGUGUUGGAAAAAUUGAGCUGGUGAAACACAAAAGCGAUACCAAAUAUGUUAAGAAAUAUCAGGUCAUGUACAAAGUCCAUGGUGGAGGCAACUGGAAAAAGUACAAUAAUUCAGAGGUAUUGGACGGGCAAAAUCCUGCAUUAGUUAGUUUACCUUCUGCCAGAUACAUUCGACUAUAUCCUAAAUCGUGGCAAGAGGAUAUAUGUAUGCGUGUUCGGCUUUACAAAGAACAAGGGGGCAAUUACACUGAUCUUGGCGUCGACGACCCAUCAGCUAUUCCAGAUGAUAGCUUCAGAGCAAGGUCCUGGCUUUGUUGUAGCACACCACAUCUUGGUAAGUUCGAGAGUAUGGAGAAGUGCCACGCGGCAUGGUGUGGUCAGGGUCCUUCAACAUGGCUUCAAAUCAAUUUUCAGAGCAAGCAAAUGCUCGUCAAGAUGGCCACAAGAGGGCCUCAGCAAGGGAAUCCAGUAGCAUCCUUUUACAUAGAAUACAGCCACGAUGGUGCAACAUGGUUGAACUACACUGAGGGAGGGGUCAGACGGAUAUUCUAUGGAAACUGGGAUACAACGUGGGUUUAUUAUCACUUCCUUCCUCACCUUGAGACUCAGUUUCUUAGAAUUAUACCCCAGAACUGUGGUUCCAUUUGCUGCCUAAACGUAGAUUUAUGGAUUCCAAAAGAUGUCAUAGGCUACAUUAUAGCAUCGUUCAAUGAAAGCACAUUCGGAGAGGGCUUCGCCGUAUAUCACAAAUACGUUGCCGCAACAGGAAACUCAUCCUAUCAUCUUCGGUUCGCAACAACGCAAAAAAUAUGGUCCAUGGAACUUCACCGAACCCCCGCUGUCCCCUUUCGCUGGGUCCACGUUACGAUCACUUGGAGCGAAGCUUGGGGACUAAAUUAUUACGAGGAUGGAAGACUCGUCCAGAAAACAAUGACGUUUGAAGUGUAUGAAAAUGGAAGCAAUCCUUAUGAUUAUGUGGUCAUCGGUAAAGCUCCUAAGACUGCAAUUGCGGGUUUACAACCUUCUCUUCAGCUCUCUGAACUAAUCUUCCGGUAUUCAUAUUUAACAAGCGAAGCAGUCAAAGAAAGCGUCAAUCUGUCAGACCUAAACAGUAUCUUUUGGUAUAAGCAAUCGACGUUGGACUUUGAUUGGCAGCAGCUACAGACAGACUGUACUCCCAGUAACGACACUGGACCAUGUCACGGAGAGACAGCCGAGAAAUUUAUGUUCAUCGAAGCGUCCCUCCCGCAACAGAAAGGCGAUGUGGCUUGGCUUGUCACACGCCCUACGGUGCCUACAAGAAAUUGCUUCACAUUUUGGUAUCACAUGCAUGGAAAUACCACAGGAAGACUAAACUUGUACCUAAGAACUCAUGACAGAGAGGCUAAAGUACUCAUUUGGAGACUUGCUGGUUCUCGCGCCAAUGCAUGGAAGAGAGGACAGAUUCCUAUCUUUCAGAGAUAUUCAUAUCAGAUUCUAAUAGAAGGAGUUGUUGGCGGUUACCUUGGGGAUAUUGCAGUCAGUGAUCCAGUGCUAAGUGUGAAUGGUAGUUGUUCCUAUUUGCCGGAAGAGGCUCGACCUCUGAAGAACGUUUCAGAAUGCCGUUCUACUCUUGGCAUGGAAAGUGGUGCAAUAUCUGACGGGCAAAUCACCGCUUCUUCCGCUACCUCUUCUGCGCAUGCCUAUCGGGGUAGACUUAGCUUUCAAAACACAGAUAGCCAAUCAGGUGCUUGGUCAGCUUCUGUUACAGAUGAAAACCAGUGGCUACAAAUUGACAUGGGGGGUACUUAUUACACCACGGUAACUCGUGUGGCAACUCAGGGAAGGAAUGGCUUGGCCGAAUGGGUAACGAAGUACAAAUUACAAUACAGUUACAAUGAAGUGGACUUCAAGUAUUACAAGGAGCAGGAUAGAUUUACAGAUAAGGAAUUCACUGGUAACAUGGACUCUGACACUAUCGUGUCACAUGACCUAACUCCACCAAUUGUGUCGCGUUAUGUCCGGUUCCGCAUAUUAACAUGGUCUGGCGGGAUAGCUAUGAGAGUGGAACUGUACGGAUGUCAAACAGAAUGCCAGUCAGCUCUUGGUAUGGAAAGUGGUGCAAUUUCCGAUAUGCAGAUUAGAGCCUCCUCAGAAUAUUCAGCGGAUCAUGCCGCCAUUCAGGCCAGACUGAAUUAUAACGUCCCUGGCAAAACUGGAAGUUGGUCAGCUCUCACAAUUGACAAAAACCCAUGGCUGCAGAUCGAUCUCUUAAGUCGUUUUGCUAAAGUUACUCGAGUGGCAACACAAGGACGCAGAGAUUACGAUCAGUGGGUGACAAAAUACAAUCUAAAGUACAGCGUAAAUGGAUUAAACUUUCUCUACUAUCGUGAGUCAGAAAAAAGAAACGACAAGGUUUUCGCUGGAAACACAGACAGAAAUACCAUUGUAUCACAUGACCUUAAGCCACCAAUUACAGCACGUUUCUUUCGUUUUCUUCCCUUACAUUGGUCUGCUCAUAUAUCGAUGAGAGUUGAGCUAUAUGGAUGUCAUGUUAUAGAAACCCUCUCCGCUCUUGGCAUGGAAGGCGGUGAAAUCUCUGACAGACAGAUCAGUGCCUCUUCAGAAUACGACACCCGAUUAGACGCCAGUCAAAGUAGACUGAACACUCAACCAAGUGCAGGCAAGCUUGGCUCUUGGGCAGCUGCCUCCAAUGAUGUGCAUCAGUGGCUCCAGGUUGACCUUGGAGUUUACAGUAUAGUGACGCGCGUCUCGACACAAGGCAGAAGUGAUUACAACCAAUGGGUGACGAAGUACAAAUUGAAGUAUGGUCACCAUCCAGCGACCCUUUAUUUCUACAAGAGAUCAUAUCACAAUGAUGCUGAGGAAUUUUUUGGAAACACAAACAGAGAUACUGUUGUUUCACAUGACCUCAGUCCACCCAUCACAGCCCGCUACGUCCGUUUCCUUCCAUUACAGUGGUCUGAUCAUAUAUCAAUGAGGGUGGAACUGUAUGGAUGUCAUGAAACUGUCUGUGAUCUGCCUUGUUUGGAAGGGCAAUUCUGUGAUGAGGUUUUAGGACAAUGCGUUUGUGACCCGACAAUGAGAGGCGAGGAAUGGUGCAGAACACGACAAAGAUUUUCGCCUUUACCGAUUGACCAACUGCUCGAAUCAGCUGCUUUUUACUGGACUAUGGAUAACUACAGGAACAUUUACAACGUUAUGGGAUCUGACUAUGGCGUCGCCCCAGUUAAUGCUACCACAAUAAAAGGAAUAAGAGGCAAAGCUGUGAAGGUUUAUGGAGGCAGCAGCGCCUUUACACUGAAUGAAGGUCUCCCACCUAACGAAUGUCUGUUUAACACCUCUCAGUGCACAAAUGGGUUCACACUUAUGCUUUGGCUGUGGUAUAGACACAAAGAUUCAAGACAAGUUUUUCUUGAUUCGAGCAGUGGUAGCUAUACAGGUCACAAAAUGUUUCAAACAGAUUCUAGUUCUCCUCAAGUGGCUUUCCAGAUUGUUAGUUCCAACAAAAAUUGUAAAGUUGUCUUUCCAACGCCAAAAGAGAUAUGGACACACUAUACGUUAAGUUACACUUCCACCGACGAUUUAGGAAAUAUAAAGGUUUUCCUAAAUGGAGGAGAAGUCGAAGACUUUGCUUUCGAAGGUUGCAGUGAUGGGAGCUUUGGUGUUAGCGAUGCGACCCGGAUGUCUAUCGGAGAUCCUCAAGGUCAGCUUCCUGAAGCAGCUUUCGAUGAAAUAAUCAUUUGGUACAGAAGCCUGACCAGUGCAGAUAUUGCCACAGCGUAUGAUUACUACAAAGGAGAUGCUAACUUAUUGCUUCUCGCUAACCUUCAUUUGACGGGUCGUGCUUGGAAAGCAAACCUACUGGACCACGAAUCAGAGACUUAUAAAAACUGGACGAAAGCAAUGACAAAUCAAAUGCAAUCACUGUAUCAUAACAAGCCAGGCUAUCGCAGUGUUACUGUUUACAAAUACUGGGAGGCUUCGGGAGCAGCAGGUUGCGAGUUUGCUUUACAUUUUACCGACAGAGGGUACAGUGCAGUAGAACCGUUCAUAAACUGGCUCUCAACAACUCCAUACCAGAUUAAUAAUCUUGAAGCCAAUGACAUAUUCAUAACCGCGGUAAGUCUUCAUGCUCAAAGUUUCAUCAAGGAACGUUCAAUCGACUUGAAUAUCAUGUGGAACGGACCAACAGAACUUAACCAUGGAAUAUUCCAAGGUUAUGAACUAUUUUAUCAGGACACAACUCUUGGUAAUGAGAGUAAAGUGAUUCUGAGAACAACCGGCGAUACCUUUUACGUGAUACAGAAUUUGGUGCCCUACACGAAGUAUUUGAUCACCGCUCGGAGCUUCACUUUGGAGGGCGACGGGAAAAUGAGUGAGCCUUUGUCUAUUUGGACCGCACCACUAGCUCCUACACAGUCUCCCACUAACAUUGCUGCAUUCAAGUUAAACUCUACGAGUCUUCAGGUCACAUGGACUAAAAUUCCCGCUGACCAGGUUGGUGGGGUCAUAAUAGGAUACAGGGUCGUCUUCAAUGAGGUAAACAAUGGAAACAGCUCCUUGCAGAGUACUGUCCUGUGUGGGGGCAUGAAUCAAACGGUUCUGACAAAUCUACAGAUUUUUACCAACUUCAGUAUUCGUAUUCUUGGUUUUACAUGGGAGGACAAGUUAGGACCAGUCAGUGAUCCAGUUUAUGCCAUGACAGAUGAGGAUGUUCCGACCCUUCCCCCGUCUAAUGUACCUGCGCAAGUGAUCAAUUCCAGCAGCAUCAUUGUCCGCUGGGAUCCAGUCCCUGUUGAAGGAAGAAACGGCAUCAUGCUCGGUUACGAGGCUUGGUACAGAAAAAUAGUUUUGCCGCCUGUUUGGAAGAGGAUGGAAUCUUGUGGUGUGUACUGGUGUGAGGCAACAAAUCUUGAAAUGGACAAUCCCUACCGCAUCAGUGUCAGAGGUUUCACAGUGAAAGGAGCAGGGCCUUUUGCAUCAGUGGAAGCCAUAACUGAGAAGAACGUUCCACGCCAGCCUCUAACGAACCUCACAGCGCACAACACAAGCUCCACAAGUAUCCUGGUCACGUUAUACCCAGUCCCCUUAAAUGAAUCAAAUGAGCCAAUAAUAGCAUUUGAAUUGAUCCUGUCAACCGCUGACAACUCAAGCGAGAACGAGACGAUUACCGCCAUAUUAGGAAAUUGUGAAAACACCACCAAGAUAACUCACCAUCAGACCAAUCUGCAGGAGUACACAGCAUACAGCAUCAGUGUAGCCGGUGUGACCAAGAAAGGAUUUACACAAUCCACUCACAAAAUAACUGUUUUUACGGACGAAGACGCUCCAAGUGAACCACCUUCAAACGUCACAGGCGUGGUUCCAAGUUCCACGUCUCUGACACUAGACUGGAAACCAGUUGACCCUCUGCACAUUAACGGUGUCCUGCGUGCCUACGUCAUUACCUACUUUGUCACAAAUUCUCCGCAUGUCACGCGUCAAAACAUCUCCAUACCUGUCACAAGUGGUCGAAAAAGACGGGCUAUCAGUGACCCUUCCUCGCAGAGCUACGAGUUGAGUGGAUUGAAAAAGUACACGACGUACACAAUACAGGUCAUGGCAUAUACUGUUGACUAUGGAGUGCCAAGCGACGAAGUGAAUCUUACUACAGCACAAGAUGUUCCCAGUAGGUCACCAACGAAUGUGACUGCCUUCAACACAAGUUCCACUGCCAUCAACGUCACGUGGCUUCCUGUCCCUGACGAUCACGCGAAUGGCAUAGUUUUGGGAUAUCUUAUACUUUACAGAGAGGCAAACAAACCUUUUGAACAAUUAAAAAAUAUUUCAAUGUGCGCACGUCUCCUUGAAGUAGAAAUAACAGGUUUAGAAUUCUUCACGAAUUACGAGAUUCGAGUCUUAGCAUAUACAAUCGUUGGAGAAGGAAACAUUUCGCAUCCUGUGUUCUGCAUGACAGAUGAGGAUGUCCCAGAAGGUGCACCUGUCAACCUGUCAACUCUUCCUGCUAACACGACAGCGAUAACAGUUAAGUGGCUUCCAGUCGCUGAAGAGGAUAGAAAUGGCUACAUAUUGGGUUACUGGGUCUCCAUAAGCAACAUCACUGGUGAAUUUAUCAAAAAUGUUAGUGUUUAUGGCUCUGAUAUGCUGACGAUCUUGGGAGGACUGGACAUCUGGACAAAUUAUAGCGUCCAGGUUCGCGCGUUCAAUGUAAAAGGAAAUGGUCCCUGGAGUGAAACGGCACGAGGAAUAACUGACGAAGAAGCUCCGCGUGUUGCUCCAUCAAACGUCACCGCGUUUAACACAAGAUCAACAAGUCUUCGUGUCACGUGGCAGCCAAUAAGCACGCAGGGUCUAAGAGGCAUUUUGAGGGCUUACCGCGUGUAUUACAUCGAAAAAGAAACCUACUUUAUACGAUCUCUAAGAAAUGUGACAGUAGACCGCAACACUUUAGAAGUGGAGUUGGUUGAUCUAUACAAGUUCACAAACUACUCUGUGUACGUUGUGGCAAGAACGAACAAAGACGGAGUGAGCAGCGAGAAAGUUAAUAUUUCGACAGACGAAGACACACCUGGCCGAGCACCAGUGGACGUGGUGGUCGGGACACCUCAUUCAACAUCCAUUCAUGUAAGCUGGAAUGAAGUGCCCAAUGGUUACAAAAAUGGGAUAAUCAGAGGAUACAAAAUUAAUUACACAGAACCACAGCAAAACGCUCCCGUUGUGACAGAAGACAUACCACCUUUUGAACGCUCGCUAAGUAUCACGGGACUAAAGAAGUUCACAUUGUACAACAUAACCGUUUUGGCGUACACAAGUAAAGGGGAUGGUGUACCAACUAGCACAGCUAUCAUGACAGAUCAAGAUGUUCCUGAUGUUGCACCCCUUAACGUAAGAGCUGUCAGUACAUGGACUACUAAUACAAUCCCACUCAGUUGGACACACAUUCCAAAUCACUUACUCAACGGAAUUCUCACUGGAUACAGGAUACGUUACGAGGCGAUAGAAAUGGGGGAAUACCCUUACGAGGAAACCCCUAGGGAAGUGAUCCUUCCCCCAGGAACUGUAUCCACCACGCUCACAGGGCUGGAGAGCUUCACUGUCUAUCUUAUCGAGAUAACUGGACUAACAGUCAAAGGGGAUGGGCCCAGUGAAGUCCUUUUUGCAGAAACUUGCCGAUGCAGGGAGCGUCUAACAACGAACUGGAUGGUACUUGAUCCUUAUGUUACCCCGUCAAAAUCAACGACGCAACGACCAGGAGGCCUUCUGCCACGCUUUGUAGACGACAUGGCAGUCACCUGCUGCCAGACCUGCAAGACUCACGGAGAGUCUUACGUCGACUUUGAAUUCAACGGACAAGAAGAACGUGCUUUGCAACACACGGAAGAAGCUCUGAGGUUGAACAUACUCCACGCAACUGACUUGACUUUCCCUGUGUACGGAUACAAGUUACAGGACAACUUCAGACAUGAGUUUGGCUACACGGGGAUAGUGGAAUCCCCCGGGAUUGCUUACGUAAUAAAUACUAAUUAUGGUAACAAGACUCCUACAUCUCUGGUACAUGCUGUUUUCGCCUGCUGGCCGUUAGCUCUACUGGGGAUCUUACUGGCUUAUAUCUUUGGAUUUAUGAUGUGGGCUCUGGAUCAGGCACAGAACACCGAACACUUUCCUCGCUCGUUCUUCUCCGGAAUUUGGGAAGGAUUUUGGUGGGCGUACGUUUCCAUGACAACUGUAGGUUAUGGAGAUCGCACUCCCUUAUCAAACGUGGGCAGGAUCGUGGCUAUAAUUUGGACAUUGGCGGGUGUGGUCAUCAUCGGUAUUUUGGUUGGUUUCAUUGCUGUGUCGCUGACAAGUGUAUCCGUUGGUGUGGACUACAAACUAUAUGGAGCAAAUAUCUCUGCCAUCUACGGUUCUGCAGAAUACAAUUUGGGAUUGAGAAGGAACGCUAAAUUUGACAAAGAAAAGAAACACCGAAAUUUCGAGGAUAUCUACGAGCUUCUCUCAUCAAAUCAAAUCAGCGGUGUUCUCAUCGAUGGCUACGUGGUUGGGAGCAAAAAGCAUCUCUUCGAGAAACCAUUCCUGAGAAUUUACAGAAUUUACGAUUAUUCCUCUGUGUAUGGUGUGGUGACCGCAGGCAACUCGACAAAACUUGGCAAAUGUUUCCAUGACUACAUACAACAGAAUACUGCCUUGAUUUUCCAAUAUGUAGCAGACAAUGUAGAGGCGAUACAGGAGUCUCCUGAACCAUUAGAGGUGGAACGUUCCACAGGUGUGUUUGACAGCAGUAACCAGUUAUUCAGGCAAAACCUGAUGAUCCUCUCAGGGGCUCUGGGCGUCGGUAUUCUGUUAGGUGUAAUAUGGGAAAUCAUCAAUCGUGUGCGAAAAAGAUCGAGAAUACGACCUCAAGACAACACACAAGUAUACCUGCUGUCUACAGAGAUAAGACAAAUGUUUGCGGACUUUAAAUCCCAGAUUUUCAAGUUGGCCCUGGAAUUGAAAGAAAAGCACAGAUUACAACGGCAACACCUUUUGACUGCGAAGAAGAGCUGUAGUAAAUAUCGAUAUGAACAACUGAAAUCAGCGACAAGAAAUUCUGCCGAAGAGAGAUGUGAAAACGAACACCUCACCAGUGGAAUAGUUAUGGGACCGCGAAUGUUUCAGAAAGUUAUAAGUGAACAGGAAAACAUGCGGGAACAAAGUCCUGACCCUAGGCUAAUAGAAAAUUUAGCCCCUUUUCAUGUCACAGGGGGAAAGGGUGAAAGCAAAGCAUAACCACGUGAGCACUAAAUGCUAG